Molecule: messenger RNA, 2098 nt
Organism: Alnus glutinosa
Lineage: Eukaryota; Viridiplantae; Streptophyta; Magnoliopsida; Fagales; Betulaceae
Product: protein NRT1/ PTR FAMILY 5.2-like
Exons: 4
Coding region: 108-1889 (593 amino acids)
Biological process (GO): dipeptide transport; transmembrane transport
Cellular component (GO): membrane
Molecular function (GO): tripeptide transmembrane transporter activity; dipeptide transmembrane transporter activity
Source: RefSeq, a predicted model, not a curated record
AGAAAGUAGACGAAGUUGUAUAUUUAAAAGUGGUGGAGCAAAGUUGUGAAAGUGAGGAAAAAGGUAGAAGGGGUGUCGUCACUGGAAAACUCUGUAAGCAAAAAAGAAUGGCUGUGGAAGAAGGUCUUGAUGAUCAAUACACGCAGGAUGGGACAGUGGAUCUCAAAGGGAACCCGGUCCGUAGAUCCAAGAGUGGUGGAUGGACUGCUUGCUCCUUUGUUGUUGUGUACGAGGUUUUUGAACGCAUGGCCUAUUAUGGGAUAUCCUCCAAUCUGAUAGUGUAUUUAACAAAGAAGCUCCACCAGGGCACCGUCACCUCUGCCAACAAUGUCACCAAUUGGGUCGGAACUAUUUGGAUCACUCCAAUCUUAGGUGCUUAUGUAGCUGAUGCUCAUCUCGGCCGUUACUGGACGUUUGUCAUUGCGUCCAUAAUUUAUAUCUCGGGAAUGUCACUUUUAACAUUGGCCGUAUCACUCCCGAGCUUAAAACCACCUCGCUGCUUAGAGACCGAUAUUGAGAACUGUAAGAAGGCUUCGACAUUACAGGUAGCAGUGUUUUAUGGUGCACUCUAUACCUUAGCCAUCGGAACAGGUGGAACCAAGCCCAACAUCUCCACCAUGGGAGCAGACCAGUUCGAUGAUUUCGAGCCCAAGGAGAAGGUUCAUAAGCUAUCCUUCUUCAAUUGGUGGAUGUUCAGCAUCUUCUUGGGGACACUUUUUGCCAAUACAAUACUUGUAUGGGUGCAAGACAAUAUAGGAUGGACCUUAGGCUAUGCGCUUCCGACUCUUGGACUUGCAAUAUCCAUUUCCAUCUUCUUGGCAGGCACACCCUUCUAUAGACACAAGGUGCUCACAGGGAGUCCCUUCACAAGGAUGGCCAGGGUCCUAGUGGCUGCCACAAGGAAAUGGAGGGUGCCUAUCCCUAAUGAUCCUAAGGACCUCUAUGAGCUUGGCUUGGAAGAGUACGCAAAGAAAGGAAAGUUCAAGAUUGAUUCCACACCCACCUUGAGGUUCCUCACCAAAGCGUCUGUGAAAACUGGCUCAACUAAUCCGUGGAUGUUGUGCUCAAUUACACAAGUAGAAGAGACUAAACAAAUGUUACGAAUGAUCCCAAUCUUGGUUGCUACUUUUAUACCAAGCACAGCGGGCGCCCAGAUCAAUACUCUUUUUGUCAAGCAAGGGACCACUCUUGAUAGAGGCAUUGGCAGCUUCAAAAUCCCCCCAGCAAGUUUAGGUGGAUUUGUAACCAUAUCCAUGCUUGUCUCAGUUGUGCUCUAUGAUCGGUUGUUUGUUAAGAUUGUUCAAAGGUGGACUAAAAACCCUAGAGGCAUCACUCUCCUCCAAAGAAUGGGAAUUGGCCUUGUUAUGCACAUUAUAAUUAUGAUAAUUGCAUCGCUAACCGAGAGAUAUAGACUGAGAGUGGCCAAGGAAAAUGGGUUAGUUGAAAAUGGAGGACAAGUUCCUUUAACCAUAUUUAUUUUACUUCCCCAGUUCGUGCUUAUGGGAACCGCAGAUGCAUUUAUAGAGGUUGCCAAGAUGGAAUUCUUCUAUGACCAGGCGCCAGAAAGCAUGAAGAGUCUCGGGACUUCCUAUUCCACGACUACUCUAGGAGUUGGAAACUUUCUAAGUAGUUUCCUUCUUUCAACAGUUUCUCACAUCACCAAGGAGCGUGGUCACCACGGAUGGAUUCUAAACAACCUGAAUGCUUCUCAUCUUGAUUAUUAUUAUGCAUUUUUUGCAAUACUUACCUUCCUAAACUUCAUCUUCUUCUUGAUCGUGAUUAAGUUUUAUGUGUAUAAGUCUGAAAUUUCGGAUUCAAUGAAAGUGCUUACAGAAGAAUUGAAGGGGAUGACUAUCAAGGUAGCUGACCAAGAGGAAUCCAGGAGGUAGAUAGGAGGCUGACUGAUGGGAAAUAUUAAAGGCCAUACGAUAGCUAGUCAAAGGGGAUAUUCAACUUUGAGAUGGUUCACGAUGGACAGGCCUUUGAUAGAGCUCGAGAUAUUUUUAUAGUUUUGGCCAGGUUCACGGUUGUUUGAGAUAGUCAGGAGAAUGUAAUGUUUAUACUGUUUUUAAUAGAAAAAGAAUGCAACUUGUGUGAA